AUGGCCGUCGUGGUUCGCGCCACUGUGUGCAUGGUUGGAGCGGCGGCUACCAUUAUGGCGCUGAGCGUGCAGUCUGUGUACGCACUGUGGAGCCUGUCGGCGGACGUCGUGUACGUGAUACUCUUCCCGCAGCUGGUGUGCCUCUUCUACAUGCAGCGCAUCACAAACACAUACGGGCUCAUCUCGGGCGUGCUGGUGGGCGUUGUGACGAGGGCGCUGUGCGGCGAGCCAUCCAUGAGCGUGCCGGUUCUAGUGAAGCUGCCGUUGUACGACGAGCAGCUGGAGAUGCAGCGAUUUCCGCACCGGACUAUCUGCAUGUCCCUCAAUCUACUCACCACCGUUGCCAGCUCGGCCCUCUGGGAGAAGCUCUUCGCGUGUGGCGUCAUGCCCAAGUCGCUCGAUUGCUGCAGGUGCUUCGUUCCCGUGGACGAGUCGCUGCAGCAGCCCGGGGUUGCUUUGCCGGACAAAAAGGCUUUGGACAUGAAGCCGGAGACCGCGAAACCGCCGAAGGCAAUCGAAGCCGUACUCGCUGACACCUGCGAAGAUGCCACUAGCCACGAAACGAAGGUAUCGCCGAGCUUCAAGACAGUUCUGUACCCCUCUCGAUCAUUCGACCGCGUCGGCAUCGACCUCUAA
This is a messenger RNA of Dermacentor silvarum, 636 nucleotides long. Its product is annotated as high-affinity choline transporter 1-like. Gene Ontology annotation, molecular function: choline:sodium symporter activity. Gene Ontology annotation, cellular component: plasma membrane. The coding region runs from base 1 to 636 and encodes 211 amino acids. The record is from RefSeq and is a predicted model, not a curated record. NCBI's taxonomy places the organism in Eukaryota, Metazoa, Arthropoda, Arachnida, Ixodida, Ixodidae. The transcript is spliced from 4 exons. Gene Ontology annotation, biological process: choline transport; acetylcholine biosynthetic process.